Molecule: messenger RNA, 1130 nt
Organism: Papilio machaon (common yellow swallowtail)
Lineage: Eukaryota; Metazoa; Arthropoda; Insecta; Lepidoptera; Papilionidae
Gene: Scsalpha1
Product: succinate--CoA ligase [ADP/GDP-forming] subunit alpha, mitochondrial
Exons: 6
Coding region: 93-1115 (340 amino acids)
Biological process (GO): tricarboxylic acid cycle
Cellular component (GO): succinate-CoA ligase complex (ADP-forming); mitochondrion
Molecular function (GO): succinate-CoA ligase (ADP-forming) activity; succinate-CoA ligase (GDP-forming) activity
Source: RefSeq, a predicted model, not a curated record
UGUUGUCUAUUUCUCUAAUAUGACAUUACGUAAUGGCUAGCAGGCUGUCAGUGUCAUAUUAGAAAUUUUAUUAAAUUCAAAAAAAUUAUACAAUGGCUGUCUCAGGUCGAAUUCUUCCUUGGGUAAAAGAUGGCCUGAGACUCACCAGUGUGAGAUACUCAUCAUGUGCAAGCGGCAGUGCCGGAAAGCCAUAUGAACAAACACGUAAAAAUCUCGUACUUACCAAAGAGACUAGAGUCAUUGUUCAAGGCUUCACUGGCAAACAGGGCACCUUCCACAGCCAGCAAGCAUUGGACUAUGGGACAAAUAUUGUUGGAGGUGUGUCCCCAAAGAAAGCCGGCACCGAGCAUCUCGGGAAGCCUGUAUUUGCCACCGUAAAAGAAGCCAUGGAGAAGACUCAAGCUCAGGCCUCAGUGAUUUAUGUACCACCACCUGGCGCUGCAGCUGCUAUCCUUGAAGCUGUAGCCGCGGAAGUUCCUCUUAUUGUCUGCAUUACGGAAGGUGUUCCUCAACAUGACAUGGUCCGCGUGAAGCACGCACUUCUGCGGCAGAACAAGUCGCGGCUGGUGGGGCCCAACUGCCCAGGCAUCAUUGCUCCGGAGAAGUGCAAGAUUGGCAUCAUGCCGGCUGCGGUGCAUAAAGCUGGUUGCAUUGGUGUUGUAUCUCGCUCUGGUACCCUCACUUAUGAAGCCUGCCAUCAAACUACAGUUACUGGUCUUGGACAAACCCUUUGCGUUGGCAUUGGUGGUGAUCCCUUCAAUGGAACGGACUUUAUUGAUUGCCUAGAGGUGUUCCUUCAGGACCCUCAAACGAAAGGAAUCAUUCUCAUUGGUGAAAUUGGUGGCCAAGCUGAAGAAUUGGCUUCGGAAUAUCUUACCCAAUAUAACACUGCGAAAAAGGGUCAAAAAGCCAAGCCGGUGGUAUCGUUUAUCGCAGGUCUGACUGCCCCGCCUGGAAGACGUAUGGGCCAUGCUGGUGCCAUCAUUUCAGGUGGAAAAGGUGGUGCCAUGGAUAAAAUAAAGGCAUUGGAAAAAGCCAAUGUGAUCGUAACCCGUUCCCCCGCCAAGAUGGGUGUCGAAUUACUCAAAGAGAUGAAACGAUUGGAAAUUGUCUAAAUUCUAGACAAGUUU